Rattus norvegicus (Norway rat) is the source of this 1233-nucleotide messenger RNA. The record is from RefSeq and is a predicted model, not a curated record. Lineage: Eukaryota; Metazoa; Chordata; Mammalia; Rodentia; Muridae.
GAAGUGUGAAGGGGAGAACCGGCUCCUCGGACGAGCCAAUGGUGGACAGCGAAGUGUGACGCCGUGGACAUGGCGGCGGCGAUCGGCCAGCCCCAGGACGUGUCGGACGGUCGGGUAACUUUGGGCAGGACAAGGCAAGAGAAGCGGCUGUUUCAGUAGUGUUUGUACCCAGAACUCAGCGAAGUCUACCCUUGGGUAGAGCGAACGUCCGGCCAUGGCUUACCACUCGGGAUAUGGAGUCCACGGUUCCAAGCAUAGGACCCGGGCAGCUCCAAACCCUCCUCCACUCUUCGAUGAUACAAGUGGUGGUUAUUCCAGCCAACUAGGCGGAUACCCAGCCCCAGGAGCUGAUGUAGCCUUCAAUGUCAACAACCUGCUUGGAGACCCAGUGGCCAAUAUGGCUAUGGCCUAUGGCAGCUCCAUAGCAUCCCAAGGGAAGGACAUAGUGCACAAAGAGCUACACCGUUUUGUGUCUAUAAACAAACUCAAGUAUUUUUUUGCUGUGGACACAGCCUAUGUAGCCAAGAAGCUAGGGCUAUUGGUCUUCCCUUACACACAUCAGAACUGGAAAGUGCAGUACAGUCAUGAUGUGCCUCUGCCCCCACGGAAAGACCUCAAUGCGCCUGACCUCUAUAUCCCCACCAUGGCCUUCAUCACAUACGUGCUGCUGGCUGGGAUGGCACUAGGCAUUCAGCAAAGGUUCUCCCCAGAGGUGUUGGGCUUGUGUGCGAGCACAGCACUGGUGUGGGUGUUAAUGGAGGUGUUGGCUCUGCUUCUGGGCCUCUACCUGGCCACCGUACGCAGUGAACUGGGCACCUUCCACCUCUUGGCCUACAGUGGCUACAAGUAUGUAGGGAUGAUCCUCAGUGUGCUCACAGGGCUGCUUUUCGGCAGUGAUGGCUACUACGUGGCCCUGGCCUGGACAUCGUCUGCACUCAUGUACUUCACUGUGAGUAUGGGGUGUUCUUCCCCUCUUCUCCUCUGGGACACAUGUCCCUUCCUAGCCCACUCAGCUCUCCUCUCUUCCAGGUACGAUCUUUGCGGACUGCAGCUUCGGGUCCUGACAGCAUGGGGGGCCCAACCCCUCGGCAGCAUCUCCAGCUGUACCUGACCCUGGGAGCCGCUGCCUUCCAACCCCUUAUCAUAUACUGGCUGACCUUCCACCUGGUCCGGUGACCCCUGGUCCUUUGGUGGCACUGAGUUUUCCAUACAUUGAAGAUUUGGUUUCCUUAA